Molecule: messenger RNA, 1619 nt
Organism: Fusarium vanettenii 77-13-4
Lineage: Eukaryota; Fungi; Ascomycota; Sordariomycetes; Hypocreales; Nectriaceae
Exons: 5
Coding region: 1-927 (308 amino acids)
Cellular component (GO): nucleus; cytoplasm
Molecular function (GO): protein serine/threonine phosphatase activity
Source: RefSeq, a predicted model, not a curated record
AUGGCAGACCAACAUGAGGUUGAUCUCGAUUCUAUAAUCGACAGGCUACUCGAGGUGCGAGGCAGCCGCCCAGGCAAGCAGGUCCAGCUCCUCGAGGCCGAGAUCCGUUAUCUCUGCACCAAGGCCCGCGAGAUCUUCAUCUCCCAGCCCAUCCUCCUCGAGCUCGAGGCCCCUAUCAAGAUCUGCGGUGAUAUCCACGGACAGUACUACGAUCUCCUCCGACUCUUCGAGUACGGUGGCUUCCCUCCCGAGGCCAACUACCUCUUCCUCGGUGACUAUGUCGACCGAGGUAAGCAGUCCCUCGAGACCAUCUGCUUGCUCCUCGCCUACAAGAUCAAGUACCCCGAGAACUUCUUCAUUCUGCGAGGUAACCACGAGUGUGCUUCCAUCAACCGUAUCUAUGGCUUCUACGACGAGUGCAAGCGUCGCUAUAACAUUAAGCUCUGGAAGACCUUUACCGAUUGCUUCAACUGCCUUCCCAUCGCUGCUAUCAUCGACGAGAAGAUUUUCACCAUGCACGGCGGUCUGAGCCCCGAUCUCAACUCUAUGGAGCAGAUCCGCCGUGUGAUGCGUCCCACUGACAUUCCUGACUGCGGUCUCCUGUGCGAUCUUCUCUGGUCGGAUCCUGACAAGGACAUUACUGGUUGGAGCGAAAACGAUCGUGGUGUCUCAUUCACAUUCGGCCCUGAUGUCGUUUCUCGCUUCCUCCAGAAACACGACAUGGAUCUCAUCUGCCGAGCCCACCAGGUUGUCGAGGACGGCUACGAAUUCUUCUCCAAGCGUCAACUGGUCACCCUGUUCAGUGCGCCCAACUACUGCGGUGAAUUCGACAACGCCGGUGCUAUGAUGAGCGUGGACGAGAGCUUGCUCUGUUCAUUCCAAAUCUUGAAACCCGCCGAGAAGAAGCAAAAGUUCGGCCGACGUUAGACGACGACAUCCUCGAACGAUGUGGAUGACCGACCACCGCGACGAAGAACGAACGACUUGACUCGAGACCCGUCUCGAUCGAAGCGCACCCCCAAUCUCCGCCGUCUCGCAGCUCGCCUUGCCACUGAGCGUGGCAGGGAACGUUGGGUCACUGGGAGGGUGUCGGAACUGAAAAGGCGCCGGUCCGCGGCGCUGACUUUUGCGAAACCCGAAUCGUCUCUAAUGCCUCUAUGCGAACUUGAUAACGACAAACGGCUGUUUCUUAGCUCACAGAUAAAACAUUGACAUAACUUGUUUUUUUUGAGUUGCUCACAGUUCUCGGAUCCCAUGCACAAUCCACAGGGCAGGCGUCAUGGUGCCAUAUAUGUCUGUCGCGCGUAGGCCGGCCCGUGGAUGAAUGCAGUUCGGGAGACUGACUUUUCUCAACCUUUUUUUGUGAUGACGAGAACAACGGUUCUUGACUGGGAGCGAUCGAUGGUUACGUACGACACAUUCCACGGACGAACUCUAGUGGUCAUAUUUCCUUUUCGUUGCUUGACGACACCCAUGUAUAAGUUUGUGUUUGGCUGGGGAAGGGCAGGACGGAGCAGAGAGCGUUGCCGGAUUUUUUUCAAGGAGGCAUGAUGGAGCUUGGAGAGGUGUGGGGACACGAUGUUAGAACAAAUGUUUAUUUCAUGACAAGCCUUGAUGGU